Saccharomyces kudriavzevii IFO 1802 is the source of this 2529-nucleotide messenger RNA. RefSeq lists its product as uncharacterized. The record is from RefSeq and is a predicted model, not a curated record. Lineage: Eukaryota; Fungi; Ascomycota; Saccharomycetes; Saccharomycetales; Saccharomycetaceae. Gene Ontology annotation, biological process: positive regulation of transcription by RNA polymerase II. Gene Ontology annotation, molecular function: DNA-binding transcription factor activity, RNA polymerase II-specific; zinc ion binding. Gene Ontology annotation, cellular component: nucleus. Bases 1 to 2529 code for a protein of 842 amino acids. The transcript has a single exon.
AUGAACCUUGCAACUCGAAAGAAGGCAAAACCAUCAUUUGUUUGUUUGCGGUGUAAACAGAGAAAGACUAAAUGCGACAAACUUUGGCCCACAUGCUCGAAAUGCAAGAGUUCAUCUUCAGUCUGCACCUACGAAAUAGAACCAGGACGAACUAACAUAUCACCUCCCACCACUAAUAGCACACACGGCGGUAUUAAGAGCAUUACUCCCUCUUCAAUUUCCACAAGUGACUCUUCUACUUUCACUCCAUAUGCAAGUGCUAAAGACUGGGAAAUGAAAAAUUUUGCCCUGAGGCUAUGGAACGCACAUGAAAAACUUGUGGUUAUGAAUAAUACAACCAUUGUUGAUAGCCCGUUUGCUUUCCACAGCAUCCUUCAACAAGAUUUAUUCUCCAAAGCUUUAACCACUUGCAUACACGGGAAAAUACUGAUUGAUGUUGAACGCCAUCGUGAGAAUGCGUCUAUCGAUAGUGAGAAAAAAGAAAUGAACUUACCAAUUAGUGAUAUCGGACCCUUGUUUUUUAUUGAUAAAGCCGCGUUGAUAUUUUGUGAUGGUACUUCUAAAUUGAGUAAAUUGUCUCCGCCAGUGGACUUUUUAUAUAAUACGUAUGAUUAUGAGCAAGCCUAUCCUGAAGAACGUAACGACAAAAUCUCAAUUGAUAUCCUUUUGCAGGAGCUAUCUCAAUAUUUGUUGAACAAGCAUGAGGUUGACACCUUAUUGACGGAAUUUUACAAGGCAAUUUAUCCGAUGUACCCGUUCUUGGAAAUAUCAUUAUUUGAAGGAAAUAUGAAGGAAUUUUUGCAGCCAAACAACUUCAAUGGUUACACCAUUGUAUUAAACGAUAAGAAAUCUAGAAGAAACCUGGAAACUAUCACACUACUAACCAUUAUAUUGGCUCUUUCUCAUAGAAGUUUAACCUUACGCAACGACAUUCUUUUUGAAGAAUCCUCCCAGGUGAAAGCUAAUAAUUUGUCACUAAUUGCUCACAAACUUAUUUCUCUCAUGAAUGUCUUCACAUAUACGAAUGAGCACACGUUUUGUUGUUUGUUAUAUUUUUUCAUAUUACGGUGCCUGAAUCCAGAUCAGAUUGACAUGUAUCCCUCCCACAGCGACUUGUUAAAUCUGAAGUUUUUGAAUGAAGUUGCAAUAAAACUAGGAUUAAACGAAGAACCCUUCCAAUACACCAGAUAUAUCAUCGAAGAGGACGAUUAUCCGAGGCUGUUCAAUUUAAGAAGAAAAUUAUGGUUAGGCGUCCAGUUUUUAAAAUUCCAAAUGUCAACACCGGAGGGUGAUUCUGACAUACUGAGUUUGGAAUAUCUACGGUCCUUUAUUAAGAUCGACGAAUCACUGCCUGAGCUGUUUGAAAAAAACUACACUUCUACUAAUAAUCUAGAUUUAUCAUUAAUGGCUAUAUCAGAGGAUAUCUAUCAUUUCCACUUAUCAUUACAGGAACUGUUAACUUCCUGCGCACCAAUUAAUGGUUCUUCGUAUUUGAAAGAAAUAUUAAAUAAUAUUGAUAGAGCCAAGAAUUUUUUAAAUCAAAAAUUUCCUAUUCUGUUAAAUUCUCCGGAAGAGCCUAAAUUGAAAAGCUUGCAUAUUAACGUUCCUUCUUUGUUUGCAAACGGCGAGCUUUUUGAUUUGAGAACCUUUGAAGAAAAUGAAACAUUUAUGACCAAUGUUAUCGGAUAUACUAGUACUAUGAAUGUCCAUCACAGUUUGGCCUUGUACUUUGAAAAGAAAUGCUUCGAGAAUCCCUCUGAAUACGAGAAAUAUUACCAUCAUUUUACUUUUACCGCUAUGCAAGAUUAUUUGACGUUGCUUAAAUUAGUCUCAGAAUACUUCAACGGAAGCUUGGCUCACUUACGAGAGCCUUUCGGGUUUGUAACCCAAAAAGUCGUUUGGUGCUCCAUACUCAGACUACUUAUAUUUCAGGCCACUCUACUCGUUAAGUUAUCCUUCAAGAAAAGUACAUGUGGCCGACCCGCUGUAUUCACGGGAAUGGAAGAUGAUAGAAACACGAAAAUUAUUCAGGUUAUUGAUGGACUGAUUAAACUAAUGUCAUACCAUAUGAAAUUGCUGAUCGAAAUUAUUACUUCUAAUUUAGAGAAGCAUUAUAUCGGUUCAUUCAUAUCAGUCACUAUAUUCCGGUAUAUUAUAUAUUUGGUAGAUACUGACGAGUUGUCUUCACUGAUAGUAGAUUACUGGAAAAGUAGCGCCAAUGUGAAUGAAAAGUACAGAAAAAUUCAUAAAAUUGUUGGCCUAAAAUGGGGAUUAAGUCGAAGCAAAUCGUUUUCAAUCGCUUCAAAGCUCAACAAUCCGCUGGUCCUAGGAAGCUUAAACCUAGAGAUUUUAAAAAUUUUGGAAAAACUGGUCUCCGAUCAAGAAUUCUCAAGAAACUUUAGUGGUGAUGUUGAUCCCUUACAGAAUGGAGUUGAUAUCAUGAACUAUGACAGUGACGCUUUUGACCAAUUAACGGAAACUGACUUUGAGAGGUUGCUCGGAUUUUUCCCCGACUUGACUAACUUGUAA